CAAAAAAUACGAAAUUUUAAUAUUUUUUUUUUGGAUUGGUGAAUUUACAUCCCGGAUUCGCGUAUAUAGUUUGGUAGUGGAUUACAAUAUUGAAAAUGAAACUGCUGAAAACAGCAUGUCUCCUAGCCUUAGUGCUUACCUUCGCUUAUGCCGAAGAAGAAAAACAACCUAUUGAAGAACAAAAAGCCGAAGAAGAAUCAUCCAAAGCUGAAGCAUCAGCUUCCUCAGAUGACACAUCAAAACCUAAACGUGGUAUUCAUGGAUUUGGUGACUACCACCAUCAUCAUUAUCCAUCCAUUCAUGAAGAAAAAACCCUAACCAUCCACAAAAAUGUCCAUGUUCCAGUGCCAGUGUACAAACAUGUACCAGUAGCAGUUGAGAAACAUGUCCCAGUACCAUACAAAGUUAAAGUACCCAAGCCAUAUCCAGUUAUCAAACAUGUCCCCUAUGAAGUGAAAGAAAUCGUCAAAGUACCCUAUGACGUUCCAGCUCCAUAUCCAGUUGAGAAAAAAGUACCAGUUGCAGUACAUGUCCCAUAUGACAAUCCAGUCCCAGUGAAGGUCUAUGUUCCAGCUCCAUAUCCAGUUGAGAAGAAAGUACAUGUCCCAGUAAAAGUUCAUGUUCCAGCACCAUAUCCAGUUGAAAAGAAGGUACAUUAUCCAGUAAAGGUACAUGUUCCAGUUGACAAACCAUAUCCAGUUGAGAAGAUUGUCCAUUAUCCCGUCAAAGUACAUGUUGAUAAGCCAGUCCCAUACAAUGUUGACAAACCAGUUCCAUAUCAUGUUGAGAAGCCAGUUCCAGUGCCAGUUAUCAAGAAGAUUCCAGUUCCUGUUCAUGUUAAGGUAGAUCGUCCAGUGCCAGUGCAUGUUGAUAAGCCAGUUCCAUAUGAAGUUAAGGUUCAUGUCCCAGCCCCUUAUCCCGUUAUCAAGGAGGUUCCAGUUAAAAUUGAGAAACAUGUUCCUUAUCCAGUCAAGGUUGCCGUUGAGAAACCCUAUCCCGUUCAUAUUGAGAAACAUGUGCCAGAAUACCAUGAGAAACAUAUUAGUUACAAAGAACCAGAAUUCUAUCACAAACAUCAUGAACACCAUGAACCUGAGGAGCAUCAUCAGAGUUAUGAGCAUCAUGAACAUCAUGAAGAACAUGAACAUCAUGAACACCACGAACAUCAUGAGCAUGAUUUUUAGACAGAUGAAAAGGCUUUAGCUAAAAUGAAGGUUAUUUAGCAGAAGGCAAGAAAAAAAAAAAACUAGGAGAAGAUGAAAGUAUUCCAAAAAAAAAAACACAAAAAACCAACACACUCAAUUCAUGUUAUAUGUAUUAUUUUUAAUGUAUAAAUGUCUUUAUUGUACCUGUAUUAUAGGCUAAUAAUGCAGGUGCAAAAGACUUGAUCUGAUAUAAUUUUUAAGUCAAACUAUAC
Episyrphus balteatus (marmalade hoverfly) is the source of this 1417-nucleotide messenger RNA. RefSeq lists its product as uncharacterized. The record is from RefSeq and is a predicted model, not a curated record. Bases 96 to 1184 code for a protein of 362 amino acids. NCBI's taxonomy places the organism in Eukaryota, Metazoa, Arthropoda, Insecta, Diptera, Syrphidae. The transcript has 2 exons.